Molecule: messenger RNA, 1116 nt
Organism: Melozone crissalis (California towhee)
Lineage: Eukaryota; Metazoa; Chordata; Aves; Passeriformes; Passerellidae
Gene: HAUS1
Product: HAUS augmin like complex subunit 1
Exons: 6
Coding region: 20-820 (266 amino acids)
Biological process (GO): centrosome cycle; spindle assembly
Cellular component (GO): cytosol; HAUS complex
Source: RefSeq, a predicted model, not a curated record
CCGACAGGCUCCGGGCAGGAUGGCGGCGGCGGGAGAACCGGGUGGCGAUUCCUUCCAGGAGAAGCUCACACGGGUUACUUCAUGGUUAAAGAAAAUAUAUGGGGCUGAGCGUGUUCUGGAAUAUGAGGUGAAUGAAAGGACAGUGGAUUAUUUGCAUGAAAUUAUGGAGAGCGAUGAAGAGAGAGACAAGUAUGUUAUGCUGUGGACAGAGGACAUGAAGGACAGGACAAGCAAAUAUAAAGCAGAAGCUCACUACUGUCAUGAUAUUCUUGAAGAAAGCCUGGGAUAUUUGGAAGACAAUAUGUCCAAAGAGGACGACGAUGACCUCCCUGACGUGGUACAAAAUGCAGCAGAACUCAACAUGGAGGACACGUCUCUUACCAGCUUGUACAGUGCCAUCCAUGACAUGACCUUGGAACUGUGUGAAACAAAAUCAAAAAACGAAGAAAUGGAACAGAAAUUGAGGACCCUCACAAAAAAACUAACUUCAGCACUGAUGAUGGAGAAGCAGUUAGAGAAGGAAAUUGAAAACCUGAAGAAAUCUCAGGGAAUACAACAGACCAAAGAAGUGACUCAAUCCAUGAACCUGAAGUUCCUGGAAGACAAAUCUAAGGAUAUGAAAAUAAGGAUCUGUGGUGCUGAGGAUGAGCUUUUUACCAGGGAGUUGGACCAAUCCCUGACACAUGGGGCACUGGUGAAAUCAUCUGAGGUAGGUUUUUGGAUACAGGAGGGAUGUUGCUACAGUGGGACAGGCCAGGCUUGCUUGUUGGGUGCUUUCAGGAAUAGUAGUUUGCUCUUUGGCUGCCUGAGCAAAUCUUAAUGGCCAAAGGAAGCACAAAUAAAAAUCCUGUAGGUGGAUUCCCAUGAACUGGGCUCUUUUGGGUGGGUUUGUCUCUCCUAGAGGCAUCUACUGGAGAAUUUCCACAGAAUAAAUUGCCUGGCGCUGAAAACAGAUCUGCCUCCUUUAUUUCUGAUCUGUGUUAUAAACAGAGUGGAUAUUCUGUGGACUAUGUCCACAGAAUUAUUACAGUUUCUUGAUAGAAUGACCCAUGUGAUUCUUGCUUUGUGUGAAGCAAAUCUCUUCCAAACACUGAAAAAAAAGGAGAUAAGGUCAAA